AUUCACUGCAACUGUCAGGCUGCGACAGAUUGACUUUUGAUUUUGACAUUAAAAUUCCCUUUUUUUCGUCUGUGGUCUGAAGUGGUUGGUGUGCUACGAAGUUGAAAAUAUUCUAAAACCCAGAUGUCGCUGCAGCGCUUGGCAGCGCUCCGGGCGCUGAUGUCCAGCCAGCCGGCAGCGCUGAGCGCCUACAUCGUGCCCACAGCUGACGCGCACAACUCGGAGUACAUCUCGCCAGCGGAUGCUCGUCGUGAGUGGUUAUCUGGGUUCACCGGCUCAGCUGGCACCGCAGUGGUGACCACUGCCCACGCGCUGGUCUGGACCGACGGGAGGUACUACACGCAGUUCGAGAAGGAAGCCGAUCUGACGAUAUGGACGCUGAUGAAACAGUCGUUACCAGACACUCCGAGUAUUGAGAAAUGGUUGUCCACCAACCUCCUCGCCGGCGCUGUGGUGGGCGUCGACCCUAAGACGAUGACCAGGGAGGAAUGGACCCCACUGCAGAGUGCUUUAACAAAAGCGAAGAUGCAACUAAUAGCUGUGGACAGUAACCUCGUCGACCUGGCGAGGGUCCAACUCAACGACCCCCCACCAGAGAGACCCCACAACGAGAUUAUACACCUACCCUCACAAUAUACUGGUAAAACGGCCGGUCAGAAAAUAUCUGAGUUACGAGAGAAAAUGUCGCUAAAGAAAGCGGCCGCGUUGGUCAUCACCGCUUUAGAUGAAAUCGCGUACACACUAAACUUACGCGGCAGCGACAUAGCGUACAACCCCGUGUUCUUCUCCUACCUACUGAUCACCCCCACUGCGGUGCAGUUGUUCUGGCACUCUGGUGACGUCACAGCCUUGGCCGACAGCCUGCUAGAGGAGGGGGUCACUCUGGAGGGGAAGCCUUAUGGAGAAAUUGUACCCGCGCUGAGGGAGUUUGCUAAAAAGCUGUCAGAAAGUGGAGACGGUGAACAUUCCAUAUGGUUGUCGGGAGAAGCGAGCGAAGCUAUACACAGAGCUGCUGCGGGGGAUGGUGAUCUCAAAAAGCCUCUUAAUUUGAUCUCAGAGGUAUCCCCUGUCGCUUUGGCAAAGUUGAUCAAGAACGAAGUCGAGUUAGAGGGUUUCCGUCAGUGCCACAUAAGGGACGGUAUAGCAGUGGUGAGGUUCUUCCGCUGGCUCCAUGCGCAGCUGGACGCCGGUCACCAGGUCACGGAGAUCCAGGCUGCUGACAAACUGUUGGACUUCCGCAAGGAAGAGAAGGACUUCAUGGGUCCAUCGUUCGAGACCAUCCCGGGUGCGGGCGAGAACGGUGCCGUCAUACACUACAGCCCGAAACGAGACGGAACGCAACGCGACAUCCGUCGAGACGACAUGUUUCUGCUGGAUUCAGGCGGACAGUACAAGGACGGGACAACUGAUAUAACCCGUACGAGGCACAUGGGUGAACCGGAACAGUUGCAAAAGGACAACUUUACGCGCGUCCUCAAAGGGCAGAUAGGUGUUGGAAGCGCUUUAUUUCCCAAGGGAGUAAAGGGCAACGUACUGGACAGUUUCGCCCGCAAGGCUCUCUGGGACGUGGGGCUGGACUAUGCGCACGGCACCGGACACGGGGUGGGGCACUUCCUCAACGUGCAUGAGGGUCCGGCCGGCGUGUCCUGGCGCCCCUACCCGCACGACCCCGGACUGAGGGCCGGACAGAUCUUGAGCAACGAGCCCGGUUACUAUAAGGUGGGGGAGUACGGCAUUCGCCACGAGGACCUGGUGGAGACCAUCGCUGUCACCAAGGACACCAAACAUCCUCGGGCAGGCGAUCUGCUCGGCGACUACGAAGGGCGCGGCGUGUUGGGUUUCAACACCAUAACUUUAGUGCCGCAUCAGAAAACUUGUGUCAAUGAAGGGCUAUUGACUGAUUUUGAGUUAAAAUAUUUAAAUGAUUACCACGAGAGGGUUUUCAAAACGCUUGGACCGAUUUUGAUUGAACGCGGACUGCAAGAAGAUCACGAUUGGUUGGAGAAGGAGUGUUCGCCGAUUUUGAGAUCCUGAAGUAUCGAGAAGUAUUCAAAAUGUAACUCCAAUAUUUAUUACUUUAUAGAAAUAAAUGUUUAAAAAAAAAAUA
Messenger RNA from Bicyclus anynana (squinting bush brown), 2107 nucleotides. It is a transcript of the gene ApepP, whose product is annotated as xaa-Pro aminopeptidase ApepP. Lineage: Eukaryota; Metazoa; Arthropoda; Insecta; Lepidoptera; Nymphalidae. The transcript has 17 exons. The record is from RefSeq and is a predicted model, not a curated record. Bases 124 to 2034 code for a protein of 636 amino acids. Gene Ontology annotation, molecular function: metalloaminopeptidase activity.